GCAGCACAGACACAGGGAGCUAUGGACGACCACGAAGUCAAGUUCAUCGACGUGCCCAAGGCCGUGGUGCACGCCCCUGUGCGCAAGAAAGGCAUCCCCAAGAAUUUGCGACGCCAGUCCAUCCACCUGGGCUGGGACGACGACGACGUUGCGAUGCCCAACGAUGUCGGCGCGAGGCGAAACAGCACGACCAAGGAAUCGGUCGUGCUCGAGUUUUACAACCCCCAGCUUCAGGCACCCCACGGCCGGCGACCGUCCACCACGCAUGCCAUGACCCGGGCCAACUACGCGUUGGACCGCGUCGCCGUGAUCCAGCGCAGCCGAAGCGUCGUCACGUUUGUUGACCCGCUCGAAAACGCCACGCGGCGGGACUUGAAGCGGUCCAACUUGCUCCACCCAGUCGCAGUGCCACUCGUGAUGUCGGAGGCGGCGACGCCGCUGCACGUCGGAACAUCGCCACCCAAGCACAGGCAGCCGCAACGAUGCCCCCAGUGCCACUCGAACCACGUGAUCUUGGUUCCCGUUUGCAAAUACUGCAAAAAGAUGGCCGUGUUGUGCCAAGACUACACAGCGUUGAAACGACAUGCGUAUGCCAUUGUGGAGAAAGAUCCAUCGAUCGCGCCGAUUCGAGUAUGCUACUGCCUUGUCCAUGAUGCGUGCUGACGUGUUGGGCG
Molecule: messenger RNA, 674 nt
Organism: Aphanomyces invadans
Lineage: Eukaryota; Oomycota; Saprolegniomycetes; Saprolegniales; Verrucalvaceae
Exons: 2
Coding region: 22-663 (213 amino acids)
Source: RefSeq, a predicted model, not a curated record